UUAUUACACUUGCUCGUUGUUAAUUAUAUUAUUCUUCCACUAAGCAUUUCUCUAUAUAAAUGCUAGCUAGCCAUAGUUGCCCUCACUCAAACUACAUACAUAGCACACCUGCCAUCUUUUCUUUGGUUAUAUACUUAUCAACAAUCCCCAUUUUCAUGGAUUCAUCACCUCCCUCUCUAACAUUCAAAGUGCAGAGGUGCAAACCAGAGUUGGUACCUCCUGCUUCAUCCACUCCCCACGAAGUGAAACUGCUAUCUGACAUUGACGACCAAGAUGGUUUGCGUUUCAAUAUUCCAUUCAUUAUGAUGUACCGUCACGAACCAUCAAUGGCAGACAAAGACCCUGUUCAAGCCAUUCGACAAGCGCUCUCACGAACACUUGUGUAUUACUAUCCCUUUGCCGGUAGGCUCAAGGAAGGUCCUGGCCGGAAACUCAUGGUGGAUUGUACUGGCGAGGGUGUGAUGUUCAUUGAGGCUAAUGCAGAUGUGAGUCUUGUUGAGUUUGGGGAAACACCUUUGCCUCCAUUCCCCUGCUUUGAAGAGCUUCUGUAUGAUGUUCCAGGCUCAGAACAAGUUCUUGAUAGCCCCCUUCUACUCAUACAGGUCACACGCCUCAAGUGUGGUGGUUUUAUCAUGGCCCUCCGCUUUAACCAUACCAUGAGCGAUGGAGCUGGCUUAAAGCAAUUCUUGAGUGCCCUGGCAGAAAUGGCUCAGGGUGCUUCCCAACCUUUAACUCCACCAGUGUGGUGCAGAGAGCUUCUGAUGGCAAGAGAUCCACCACGCAUCACAUGCAACCACUAUGAAUUUGAGCAAGUACCGUCAGAUUCCACUGAGGAAGGGGCCAUCACGCGGUCUUUCUUCUUUGGUUCCAAUGAGAUAGCAGCACUUCGUCGCUUAGUUCCCUUAGACCUUCGUCAUUGCAGCACAUUUGAUGUCAUUACUGCAUGCUUCUGGUAUUGUCGCACGAAAGCGUUGCAACUGGCACCACAUGACGAUAUUCGUCUAAUGACCAUUGUCAACACACGUAACAGGUUCAACCCUCCGAUACCUGUUGGUUAUUACGGCAAUUGUUUUACAUAUCCGGCGGUUGUCACCACAGUCGGGAAGCUUUGUGGAAACUCAUUUGGCUAUGCUGUGGAAUUAGUAAGGAAAGCAAAAGCCCAGGCCACCGAAGAGUACAUGCAUUCUAUGGCAGAUUUUUUGGUGGCUAACCGGCGAUGUUUAUUUACAACAGUAAGGUCUUGUAUUGUAUCAGAUUUGACACGAUUUAAGCUCCAUGAAACAGACUUUGGGUGGGGCGAGCCAGUGUGUGGCGGAGUGGCCAAAGGUGGGGCAGGGCUUUAUGGUGGAGCAUCAUAUAUUAUAGCUUGUAAGAAUGCAAAAGGGGAAGACGGUAGAGUUUUGGUAAUUUGCUUGCCUGUCGAGAAUAUGAAGAGGUUUGCAAAAGAGUUGAAUAACAUGAUUGUGUGAACUAAAACCAAGAGUGGUUCUAGCUUAUUAUUUCUCACUAGGAUACUUUGUUUUAAACUGUAGUGGAAUUAAGUUUGAUUAUGUUAAGUUUUGUUUUCUAAUUUCUAUGUUUAGAUUUGAGAGGUGGAAUUUAUAUUUGGAAUUGCAUUGUUAAACUACGUUUUAAAGAAAUGGUUUUUGUUUGGACCCGUUUCA
Messenger RNA from Lotus japonicus, 1664 nucleotides. Its product is annotated as benzyl alcohol O-benzoyltransferase-like. The coding region runs from base 60 to 1469 and encodes 469 amino acids. The record is from RefSeq and is a predicted model, not a curated record. The transcript is spliced from 3 exons. Lineage: Eukaryota; Viridiplantae; Streptophyta; Magnoliopsida; Fabales; Fabaceae.